CCCAUGUCGAGUCGAGCGCGAGAGACAGGAGCGUAAGCUUGUCCGCGAUCGUUUGUCCGCGUUCGACAGGUCUUUCAAAUAUCGUGUGUGCAAUCAUUAAACGGUAUAUCUAAAGAUAAUCAUAUUUAUAUAAUCAGUUUUCGAAAUAAAAAUUUGGGAAGACUUGGGAAGUGAAGACUGCGAAGGAACUAUAGUUAAUACAGGCUUGUGUGUGGGCAUAUAAUAGCCGAUCGGGCAUACUGGUGACACGAUUGCGGAUUUUCCUUCAGCAAGAAAGAACAUACGAAGCUCGCAAAGUGCAUGUGCUAGUGUGCGUGUCACUGGAAAGAGUUCAGAGCCGCUUCGGCGGCGCUCCCAAAUCUAACCGCAGAAUCGAGUCUGUGGUGGUGAGGCCGCGGCACUAUCGGGGCACGAUUGAGUACGAUCACGAUCGCACGCGGCGGGGCCGUUUGUAAUGGAGGAGGUUUCCGAGUGUAUUCCCGUGCGACAGAACAGUCACGGCGAUGCACGCCGUAUUGACUGAGACGCGAUAUCUAUCGUUGACUAUUCCUCCCGGCCGGCCGGGUGAAAGAGGCAGGUCGAAAUUGGUAUGGAAUCGUCCAGGGUCCUCGACACGACGAACACUCUCUCCCGUCUGUGAUAAUUACUAGCCCCUUAAAAAGAGAUAGAAGAAGGGAAAAAGAGAGAGAUAGAGCUGUGUGUGUUUCGCGCGUGUUCUCAUCUGCUCUCUUCAUUACGUUUUUAAGUGUAAACAUUUCCCAAAAUUCAUUUCGAGGUUAGGAUAGCAUGGGGAUUGAUCCCCUGAAGGCAUCGACCGACAAACCGUGACACCUGCGACUCGCCGUGUUACGGUGUGUGCGUGUGUGUGCGUGCAUAUGUGUAUUCUCCCAGGAAGCCGCUGGAGUAUUAUUUUUCAUCGGCGGCCAUCCAAGGGAAGACCAAAGAAGAAAAUAUGUCAAGAAUGGGGAUCGAUCCCCAAUUAAAUGCCGUGCAUCGUUUACAUCAUUAAUUCGAUCCGGGACUAAUAUUGGCAAUUUUUUAUCAUACAAUCGAUCCUUUCUGUCACGUUAAACAGACUGUCGCGGAUUAUUCUGCCACGACAGAGGACACUCGCACCAUGCAGAAAAGAGACGGUAGAGAUACACAGCUACAGCUCGCGCGUAGCUCUGAACGCGAACAGGAAACGACCAAGAGGAUCUCUCGUGGUAGCGGUAAUGCUACCAGAUUCAACGCGUAUUCCUCCAGGUACAGUGUCACCUCCUCCUCUAAUGUACUCAUGGUCGGUCCGAACUUCCGUGUUGGCAAGAAAAUUGGCUCUGGCAACUUUGGAGAACUUCGACUUGGAAAGAACCUCUACAAUAACGAGCAUGUAGCAAUUAAAUUGGAACCAAUGAGGUCAAAGGCGCCGCAGCUACACUUAGAAUAUAGGUUUUACAAAUUAUUAGGAACUAGUGAGGGUGUACCAGAGGUGUAUUACUUCGGUCCUUGCGGGAAGUACAACGCUCUCGUGAUGGAACUUCUCGGACCAAGUCUGGAGGAUCUGUUCGAUCUCUGCGGUAGGAGGUUUACCCUAAAGACCGUUCUCAAAAUCGCCACACAGAUCCUCUAUAGGAUAGAAUACGUUCAUAGUCGGCAUUUGAUCUACCGCGAUAUCAAGCCUGAAAACUUCCUGAUAGGACGAUCCACAACGAAACGGGAAAAGAUUAUCCACAUCAUCGAUUUCGGACUGGCCAAAGAGUACAUAGACUUGGAGACGAACAAACACAUACCGUAUCGGGAACACAAAAGCCUGACGGGCACAGCGCGUUACAUGAGCAUCAACACGCACCUUGGAAAAGAGCAGAGCAGAAGAGACGAUCUGGAAGCGUUGGGCAACAUGCUGAUGUAUUUCCUGCGUGGUAGCCUUCCGUGGCAAGGGCUGAAAGCGGACACGCUGAAAGAACGAUAUCAGAAGAUCGGGGAUACGAAGCGGAACACACCGAUCGAGAUUCUUUGCGAUGGGCAUCCCGAAGAAAUGGCUACGUAUUUGCGAUAUGUGCGUAGAUUGGAUUUCUUCGAGACGCCCGACUACGAAUACCUGAGGAAUCUCUUCAACGAUUUGUACGAGAAACGGGGUUUUGUCAACGAUGAAGAAUUCGACUGGACUGGCAAGACGAUGCCACACAACUUCGACCAGCUUAAAACUCUGAAGAUGGCACCUCCCUCUCACAUUGGGAAAACUAAAUCCGAAAAGUCUACACCUGUCGGAUCCUUGCAGACUGGACAAGAGAUUAUUGUAUCUCCAAAUCGUGAUCGGCAUCCGUACAAAGAUGUGACAGAACCAGGGGUGGGAGGCGGGGGCGGUAAAUGGGUGGGAACCUCGAGGACAGAUACUGCGAAGCAAUCAGGAGCUGGUGGUACAUUGACACCCGCUGAUAGGCACGGUUCUGUUCAGGUGGUAUCUUCGACGAAUGGAGAACUAGCCAAUGAUGAUCCUACAGCAGGACAUUCUAAUACGCCAAUUACUGCGCCUCAAGAAGUAGACAUGGUCGACGAAACGAAUGUUUGGUUUAUUUGCAGAUGCUGUUGUUUCUUCAAACGGAAGAAGAAGAAAAGUGGAAGACAAAAGUGACUGUCUGUUAUCGUCAGUCUUGGGGGGGACAAUACAGUGCGCGUGUAACAGAAGUGCAGAUGAAGUUUUUUUUUUUGGAGAAUGUGUUGCGGCAGUGCGUGAAAGGACCAUGGACAAGAAAAGAUGCAGCCGAUCCGCAAUAGGGGAGGCCGUUACCUUGCUACGUGCCGGAAGUCGAUCCGCUUCUCAAGAUUCGGUGCUGCACAUCAUCGUCACGAUGUCACGCCUCCGUCGUUAUCAAAUUAAACCACAGCCAUCAUUAUUAUCGCUAUUAUUACUACUAUUAUUAUCAUUAUUAUUAUCACGAUUAACUUUGCUCUUCUUCUUUUUCUUCUUACGAUUAUUAUUACGAUCACUAUUAUAAUAUUAUAUUAUUACUAUAUUAUUUUAUUAUUUUAUUAUUAUUAUUAUUAUUAUUAUUAUUAUUAUCGUUUAUGAUUAUCAUCGUCAUUUCGUGUACGAUCAUCGUUCAAAUGAAAGAAAAGAACAUCGUUUGUCAAUGUCGAUGUUAGCGAAUAUAUUGUAAACUUGUGACUGAAGAUAGUCGAGCCGUUGAUUUUCGAUCGUUUAAUACCGGCAAAUUGGUCUGCCCACGUAACACGCAUAUGCAAGAGAGUAAGGAAUUGACGUACGGAUGGCGAAAGAACGUGUUUGUGCCUCUCAUCUUGUUCCGCGGUGGCGCGCUUUUCAACACGUCAUCAUUGCGAAAUGUGUUACGAUAUAUGUGUAUUAAAUCGUAAAAGAAUUGAAGCUGAAGAUCUCAUUUUACUCAAAGUCCCGGAUAACGAGCGUAGCGUACUCCUGCUUGUAUCGAAGUUUAUAACACUUAUGAAGUCUGAUCGACUGGAAAGGCAUGAAACUGAAAGAGUAAACACGUUCGCGUCUGCUUAACUCGUGUCAGUUUCCAAGCGCGUUUGAUACAAUGGCGUUCUUCAAAUUCGUGAUCGUGUAAGCUGCCUUUCCUUUGUUUUCCUUUCCAAUGACUACGAGAAAUAAACAAUCGAGUCGAAUCGAAAUUCGCAUAACGCGUAGAACGUGUUUUCAGAGUUCUUUCUCUCGUUUUCCAAAUUUUCGAAUAUUUUUUUUUUUUUCUCGUCGUUGUUCCCAUUAAUUAUCUAACGAAUAUUUCUUGUUUAAUGAAAAAUUACCCUUUUACGUUUAUUUUGUACGAUACACGAAGUAUAACAGUAUUAACGCUAUCUAGUAGAUAGCAGCAGAUUCGUGCUAAAUUGCACUUAUCGCGUUUUAGUUAACAAUUUUUAACUAAUUUUAUUUUACGCCUACACUGCCUGUUGUUAUUCUAUAUAAGUAUCACAAUUAUAUAUGAAAUCCUUACACCUACUGUACAUAAAAUGUAUCAAGAAUUACAUAUUUUGCUACGAAGCUGCACAUACUUUGUAUCGAAUAUUUCAGUUAAUCGCAUAUCAUUUAACGAGCUUCGUAGAAAAAAAAACCUCGAAAUGGUUGUUAAUAUAUAUUCUAAAGUGGAAGGAUAAUGCGAUCGCAAUUCUAAAUUGUCCGAUUUCGGUUUCAUGCCUUCCAUGAAUUCAUUAUGUAAAAGCUUAUACGUCGCAGGAAUCAUACAAAUUACAUUUUACAUUACAUAUCGAAACAAAUAAAAGAGAAAUUAAAAAUUUUCGUCUGUAGAGUCUGAUAUCUACCAUGAAAAUUGAAUAGAACGUAGAUCAAGAUAUUAUACACAUGUAUUCGAUAUAAUUGAUCCGUGUUCUAUCAAAACACGAAGAUUCGGGAAACUUUCUUGAAUCGUAUCUUAUCAUCUAGAAAAGGAUCCGUUCAUUUCGGACAAACUUUUUUAUUCUUGAAACACGUGUGUUAAAAAAAAAAAAAAAGAUAAUUAUUAGAAUUGUAACAAAAAAAGAGAACCAAAGUAUGCUUGUAAUUGAAUAUACAUCAAUAUAGAUUUGAUUUUAAAGCAAUAAAAAGAACUUUUACCGUCUCUGUUUAACUCUAUCAAACGGAAUUUCCUUGGAACGAAUCAUUGUUUGCUAGAUCGACGCGAACGAUAUUGAAUUUAAAACCAAAAAAAAAAAAAAAAAAAAAACGAAAAAAAAAUAAAAUAAAAAAAACAAUAUAAAAAUGUACGUGACAUAGAUAUAGAAUAUUGUGCACUUGGGGAGAACUUUGUUCAGGGCUUAUUUAAUAUGUUUGUUCCACGAAGUUAACAAGAAGAAGAGCGUUGCGACGUGAUAUAUUUGAAUCCUCGUGGAUGUUUUGAAAAUUCAUCCAAGCAGUGAAGAGAUACUUAAAUGAAAUGAAAAUGCGCGCGAAGACGAAGGAGAAAAGAAUCUUAUCAGCCUUGCCGAUUAAACGAGCAAGUAAGAAUAUUUAAUAUGUUAAUAAUAUAGUUUUGUUACAAAUUUGCAAUACCAUUCGUUAAAAUAAGUUAUACGUUUUAAAUGAACUUAUUUUUUUAUUAGAGCAAACUGUUGUUGCGGAAAAACUUAUUGUUGUUCGUUUAUUUGCAGACUGAUCAAUAAUAAAAAGAUUGGAGUACAUUUAAUCUCAAGUUCUUUAUAUCUUGAAAUUGAUCGAUAUUUUCUGACAAUGCAUUUUAUUGUAACAUAUAGAUAUUAAGCAACAUGUAGAUAUUAAGUCUUUGAAAAUUUGAAAAAAGAUGCAUUGUUAAAAAAGGAAAAAAACGUCCUUUUAUCCUUUGCUAUUUCGAGUAUCGAAAAUGAAGCUAUAGGAAGAAUAAGAAAGAAUAGAUUUUCUAAAAAUAACGUACUUAUCUCUAAAUAUUACCAAUACUGUUCAUAUAUAAAGAUAUAUAAAAGAUUACCAAUGAUAUGAAAGUAAAUACAUGUAUAACGAUAUAUAAGUGAAUUAAUAAAAACAAGAUAAAGAUAAUAAUGAUAAUAGAAAAAAAAAAUUGUCGAGAUAACAUCAUUAGAUAAUCAUUGGUUGAUAUAGAAAAUAAAAAGAAAGGAUAAAUUAGACGUGUUGAUUGAUAUAUACAAAAGUACUUCAUUUAGGACCAGACAAAUUUGUAACAAAACGCAAUCGAUUAAUUAAAAAGAGAAAGUCUGUUUAAUCGGCUAGUUAGCAUAGAUGUUUUUCUUCUUGCAGGAAUAUAUUAAGAGGCAAUGUAAUUGACAAAUUGUCUGCGCGUGAAGAUGGCGAAUACUAAGAUUAUCGUGUCCGAAGGUCCGAACUUCUACUAGUCUGGCCAACGAUUGCGUACCACUGCCGAGCCAUAUGAUGUACCGUGUUAGUGUACCGUGAGUGCCCGUACACGUUUCAAUAUUUAAUGGCCAAGCACAUCCGACGACGAGACGUUCGAUGUACUUAGAGCGAACGAGAGUGAAAGAGCGAGAAAGAAAAAGCAGGAUUAAAAGAGAGAGUGUAUCAUGAUUUAUAGUAAAAAAAAAAAAAAAAAAA
This is a messenger RNA of Apis florea (little honeybee), 6010 nucleotides long. RefSeq names its product casein kinase I gish (gene gish). Lineage: Eukaryota; Metazoa; Arthropoda; Insecta; Hymenoptera; Apidae. The record is from RefSeq and is a predicted model, not a curated record. Gene Ontology annotation, molecular function: ATP binding; protein serine/threonine kinase activity. Gene Ontology annotation, biological process: protein phosphorylation.